Molecule: messenger RNA, 1828 nt
Organism: Cryptomeria japonica (Japanese cedar)
Lineage: Eukaryota; Viridiplantae; Streptophyta; Pinopsida; Cupressales; Cupressaceae
Product: cytoplasmic tRNA 2-thiolation protein 1
Exons: 10
Coding region: 173-1294 (373 amino acids)
Biological process (GO): tRNA wobble position uridine thiolation
Cellular component (GO): mitochondrion; cytosolic tRNA wobble base thiouridylase complex
Molecular function (GO): tRNA binding
Source: RefSeq, a predicted model, not a curated record
AAACCCAUGUGACACUGCACGUAAACCCCAAACAUAGGGUGCACCAUUUCCCUUCUCCUAAGUUAUCAGCGCUAUCCUUUUGGAGACAUCCGAUAGAAUUGGAACGACCUGUACAAUAGCGCGAAUUUAAAACAUGUUCUUCUGAAUUCUGCAGUUGUGGAAUCGGGCAAAUAUGGAGGCGAUUGCAAACGGGAAUGGCGGUACGAGUGCAAAUGUUAAUGAAAAGCAGCCUAAGAGAAUGGGACGGAACUGUGAAAUUUGCGGUCACAAAAGAGCUGCUCUCCGGAGACCCAAAACUGGCCAGCAGGUAUGCAAGGAAUGCUUUUAUCUUACCUUUGAAGAAGAAAUUCACAAGGUUAUAAUAGACAACCACCUUUUCAAGCCAGGAGAACGUGUUGCUAUUGGGGCUUCUGGAGGAAAAGACUCGACUGUUCUAGCUCAUGUCUUAACAGAACUUAAUCGACGACACAAUUAUGGUUUAGAUCUGUUCUUGCUAUCAAUAGAUGAAGGUAUCACUGGUUAUAGGGAUGACUCACUGGAGACUGUGAAAAGGAAUGAAAUCCAGUAUGGCGUGCCAUUGAAGGUUGUCUCAUACAAGUCUCUUUAUGGUUGGACUAUGGAUGAAAUUGUAAAGGAGAUAGGUCUUAAGAACAAUUGUACAUUUUGUGGAGUUUUCCGUCGCCAGGCUUUGGAUAGAGGUGCUACAAUGGUGGAAGCAGACAAAAUUGCAACUGGACACAAUGCUGAUGAUAUAGCAGAGACCGUUUUAUUAAAUAUUCUUCGUGGAGAUAUUGCCAGGCUGGGCAGAUGCACACAGAUAACAACAGGCGAAGAUGGAUCCAUUCCAAGAUGCAAGCCUUUCAAAUAUACAUAUGAGAAAGAGAUUGUUAUGUAUGCAUAUUUCAAGAAGCUGGAUUACUUCUCUACUGAAUGCAUUUAUUCACCAAAUGCGUAUCGAGGUUUUGCUCGUGAUUUCAUUAAAGAUUUAGAACAAAUCAGACCAAGAGCAAUACUUGACAUCAUCAGAUCGGGUGAGAACUUUAGUGUUUCAUCUUCAACAAAACUGCCAGAACAAGGCAUCUGUGAGCGCUGUGGCUAUAUUUCAAGCCAGAAAUGGUGCAAAGCAUGUGUUUUACUGGAUGGGUUGAAUCGAGGUCUUCCAAAACUUGGAAUCAGUCGAACUAGGGGACGCCGUGGCUUAAAACUUGAGAUUGAACCUCCUGUGACUACGGAAGCAGAAAUGCAACAAAAAGAGUUGCCAAAGGGGAAGCCUUGCACUUCCCUUGAUUUUUGAUGCAUAUUAUUCCAAAUUACAGAAAUGCAUUUUAUCACUUAUAUCAGGAAAUUCUGAUAAUAUUUGAAUAAUAUGGCUUUUCAAUCUUUUUUAAAUUGUAUGUACAAUAUUUUUAUACAAUUUUCUUACCAAAUAACAUUAUAAAAUCUACAUAAAUUUAUGGCUGUACGAAUUAAAAAAAUACAAAUUUCAAGACAUUGGUCUAGUGUAGAAAAUCUAGCGAAGUUAGAUUGCACAUAUAAUCACCAAUCACAAAAUUUAGUUGGAAUCAGUUUGGAUCAAGGGUCAAAUGUCAGCGUGCUUGUGGACAAACAUGAAUUUUCUUGAUAUGAUAUGAGGAAAUUCACAUCAUAAUGUGUUCCACCCUUUGGUUAUUGCGAGAAUCAGUUAUUAGGUGUGGAAUAUUGUUACUUGAGAUCGCUCUUGAUUAAUAAGCCUAAUUAAACAUUUUGUUAAAGAGACUUUUUAUUGAACAUGUCCAUUCAUACAUAUCAACAAUCUAUCAUCUUAUUAAUUCAUACACACCUUCCGUAU